UAUACUAACUGCCACGGCUACUUCACAGUUCUUAUUAAAAAUUUUUAAAAGAUUUAAAAAAAUAUGGUCGAAGAUACUAAAACUAUUGACGCUAAUGAUAAAGGUGAACACAAAACCUCGAGUGAUCUUUCUUCGUCAGAAGCACCUAAAAUAUUUACGUUGGAAGUGUUGAGACAUAUCAAAGUAGCUCAGCAGCAACAUGGGUUAAGGCAUGGUGAUUAUCAAAGAUAUCGAGGUUAUUGUUCGCGGCGUAUACGGAGACUGCGUAAAGCACUAAAAUUCCCACAAGGCGAAAAGCGACAUUUUAAGAGGAGGGACGUGACCAUUAUAAAUUUAACAGGAAAAGGUGCUGAUGAACGGUUUAUUCAUAUCCCCUUAAUAUGUGCAGAAAGAGCUUGGUCUUACGCUAUGCAGCUACGACAAGAAGUAAACACGGAGCCUCGAAAAAAGUUCCAUUUAGUUAGUAAACUUAGGAAGGCUUGUGUAUAUGCUUUGCAACUACAGGAAUUGUGCAAUACUGAUGUUUUUGAUGCCAGAACAAAGCUUGAAACUGAAGCAUAUGUCGCAUGGAUGCAUGGAACAUUGCACUUUGAGCUAUCCUUAUGGAAAAGUGCUGCUGAACAUCUUAAAAAAGCCCAAGUUAUAUACGAAAAUCUGGCUCAAGCAUUACCGGAGGAUGAACAGGGAUUAUAUAAAGCAAAGGUUGAUGAGUUGACUCCAAGUCUGCGAUACUGUGCAUACAAUAUUGGUGAUGGAGGUUCCAUGGACGAUUUAUUGGAAUUGCGCGCUCAAGGUUUAUUAGAAAAUAUAGACGUUCUCGUUUCACAAACUAAAACUCAGAGCAGUGAAACAUUGCAAACAACCGAAUGGCGGGGACGCAAAGUUACUGUACGACCAGAAAAAGUUAGAUUAUUUUUGUUAAGUGUUCAAGAACUAGAUAAAAGUCUGGAAAAAGCUAAAACUUUGGAAAGUAAAAUAGAACUAUUGGAAAAUGCUUUGAUGGAUUGUAAAGAUGCAAUAGCGGCGGUGAAGGAUGAAAUCAAACAAGAUCCUAAAUUAAAAUCUGUGACUACUGGGCAAACUGUUUCUGGUAUUCAAUAUCUGUUAGCCUAUUUAUCUUAUAUAAGGUUGGCUCGCACUCUUGAACGAAAUUUGUGUUUGGUAGAACAGGCUAAGCAAAAUUUCGGAAACCCAAAUCAAGCACGCGAUAAGACCCCGGUUGAAGGAAAACGUGUUAGGCCGCAAGAUUUAACAAGAUUGUAUGAAAUUAUUUUGCAGAAUAUUUCAGAAAUGCAACAAAUAUCUGGCAUGGAGGAAGAUGCAAAAUAUUUAAAUGAAUUGGAAGAUAUUGCGCUAGGUUUCAAGGCAUUCCGGUGUUAUUAUAUUGCAUUAACUUUAGUAGAAAUGAAAAAAUGGAAGGAAGCAGUAGCAAUGUAUGAAAGAUCGAAGAGAUAUGCUACAGAUGCAUUAAAAGCAAAACCGUUACAGUUUAAUUUGGAAGAAAACUUAAAGAAAAUAAUUGAUGCAAUAGAUGGAUGCAAAUUUUCGGCACAUGCUUAUAGUGUUUUGGAAGAUGAUACUGGCGAAGAUGCUAGUUACACAACAAAAACGCAAAAGCCCUCGAAACCAUUAUUUGAAAGAUUAUCGCAAUACAAAGAAGAUCAAAGCUUAAAUACAAGAAACCCAAAUGUUUUUAAAUUGACUCCAGAAAUGGAAGCAAUACCUUGCAAGCCUUUGUUCUUUGACUUAGCACUUAAUUAUGUUGAAUUUCCUUCUUUAGAAGACAAAUUGGAAUCUCCAGGGAAAGGAAAAGGGACAACUGGCAUUUCUGGUUUUGUUAAAGGGUUUUUGGGUUGGGGUGGCUCUAAAUAGUUAGUUAAUAUUGUUUAAAUUUUUAUACAAUUUGUUUUUUUUUACUUUAUCAUUUGUGCUUUUUAUAAUUAUUAUGAAAUUAUCGUAACUAAUUAUUUGAAAAUCAAUUUAUAUUAAAAAUUAAAUACAUAUAAUGAAAAUAUUGUCAAAAAUAUUUUGUAUAAUAAAAGGAGAAUAAAUACAUUUAAAGUAUCCUACAUUCAAAA
This is a messenger RNA of Condylostylus longicornis, 2078 nucleotides long. RefSeq names its product signal recognition particle subunit SRP68 (gene Srp68). Gene Ontology annotation, biological process: SRP-dependent cotranslational protein targeting to membrane. Gene Ontology annotation, cellular component: signal recognition particle, endoplasmic reticulum targeting. NCBI's taxonomy places the organism in Eukaryota, Metazoa, Arthropoda, Insecta, Diptera, Dolichopodidae. Gene Ontology annotation, molecular function: signal recognition particle binding; protein binding; 7S RNA binding. The record is from RefSeq and is a predicted model, not a curated record. Bases 64 to 1872 code for a protein of 602 amino acids. The transcript is spliced from 4 exons.